Daphnia pulex (common water flea) is the source of this 1892-nucleotide messenger RNA. RefSeq names its product alpha-1,6-mannosyl-glycoprotein 2-beta-N-acetylglucosaminyltransferase-like (gene Mgat2). Lineage: Eukaryota; Metazoa; Arthropoda; Branchiopoda; Diplostraca; Daphniidae. Gene Ontology annotation, molecular function: alpha-1,6-mannosylglycoprotein 2-beta-N-acetylglucosaminyltransferase activity. The transcript has 8 exons. The record is from RefSeq and is a predicted model, not a curated record. Gene Ontology annotation, cellular component: Golgi membrane; Golgi stack. Gene Ontology annotation, biological process: protein N-linked glycosylation; oligosaccharide biosynthetic process. Bases 334 to 1713 code for a protein of 459 amino acids.
UUCAUAGGUAUUUGGUUCCACUUUCUUCCCCCCUCCGCCGUCAGUUUCGUGAAAAGUUCGACCCGCUUUGGGUCUCUCUUUUACUAUGUGUUGUACUGGCUAGCUUUCUCCUUUUCCUUUCCGGAAAGUUGACAUCCUAUGCCAUGGCUGCGAAACUUUCGUUUCUCUCAGAAUGAAAUCGUUGCUGAAUUUCGCCAAAUCUACUUUUUCAGCAUUGAUUUAUCUUCUGUGUUUACUAUCCUUCUCAUUCUGUUUACACAGUUGACAUUUUAAAUUUUACUCGGGAGGCGUGAGAGACGGUGAAAGUCCUUUCACCUCCUACCCAGAUCAAGAAUGUUUCUCAUCACCAGGCUUCGCAAGAGUUUCUUGAUGAGAAUAUGCCUAACAUUGGCGGUGGUCUCUCUCCUCUGGCUUCAUGUUGGAGUUUUCAUUUACCGUGGAGCUGAAAUUGAUUUUGAACAUAGGUCUAAUAGCAGCUCAGUUUUACUAAAUCAUCCAAACUUCAGUAAUAUAGAACUUGCCAAACCGACAAAUCUGACGAUCCCGGAAUUAAUGGAAAAAAUUACCAUAGAGAAUAAUGAACAGAAAAUAUGGAAUUCAAAACAUGUUUCUUGGCCACCAGUUAAUGAAACUGAAUUUUGGCCUAAAGGAAUUGUUAUUACAAUUCAGGUGCACAAUCGAAUAUCUUACUUAAGGAAAUUACUUCGAAGUCUAUCUCAAGCCGCAUGGAUAGAGAGAGCCCUAAUUAUAUUUUCACAUAACAUUUACAGUGAAGAAUUGAAUGAUAUUAUCCAGUCCAUUCCCUUUGCAGCUGUGAUGCAAAUCCAUUUCCCUUAUUCCACUCAACUAUUUCCGUACUCGUUUCCGGGAGACUCUCCCUCCGAUUGUCCGAGGGAUAUCAACAAAGAGCGAGCUAUUGCAGUCGGUUGCAGCAACGCCCAAACUCCAGAUUUAUAUGGCCAUUACCGUGAAGCGCGCUACAGCCAAACGAAACAUCACUGGUGGUGGAAAGUCAACUUCAUAUUCGGAAAAAUUAGAGCUCUUCGCGAUUACAAUGGCCCAGUCGUUUUCAUGGAAGAGGACCAUUACGUCGCUGAAGAUUUCUUACAUAUUCUGUGGCUCCAACAAAAACUACUUAAUGGAGGAUCUGAUUGUAGCUUCUGUAAUCAGGCUCACAUCUUGUCACUGGGUUCCUACCCGAAAUACUUUAAUCAUCGUGAAGCAUCGAAUAUGGUUGACUUGUUGCCUUGGUCAUCGAGCAAGCACAACAUGGGAAUGGCGUUCAAUCGAUCAGUGUGGAUAAACUUUCAGCAAUGCUCUGAGCUGUUUUGUUCUGUUGAUGACUACAAUUGGGACUGGAGCCUACUUCACGUUGCACAACAGUGUUUACCUAAGUUAUUCGGCGAUCCAACUAACUUAAAAAUGAAAUCAAAAUUCAUUUUGGGAGCGUUAGUCUUGAAGGCUCCUCGCGUUUUCCACAUUGGAGAAUGUGGAGUUCAUCAUAGGAAAGCAAACUGUGGAACUGACACUUCGACGUUGCGAAAAGCCGAGACGUCACUGAGAUCGGCGCGCAAGGCCCAAACACUUUUUCCAUCUACUUUGAAAAUUAAAAAUAUGUUGGGCACUAAAGGUAUUCGGUUGAAGAAAGGAAAUGGAGGUUGGGGAGAUCCUCGUGAUAGAGAGUUGUGCCUAUCUCUAACCAUCUUCGACUAGUUUCCACUUGUGAAAUACUACCCUAGUACUAGUUAGGGUGAAUUCAGGUCAGCUUUAGCUGUCAUCCACCAGGUAUAGAUAUAGAACAAAUUAGUACGGGCAAUAAGUACUUUCGACUUAACGGGUCGUUAUUCCCGAACGAGUUUAGUUUUGUGGAGACCACAUAUUGUGAUACGAAA